Messenger RNA from Limulus polyphemus (Atlantic horseshoe crab), 445 nucleotides. Its product is annotated as extensin-2-like. The transcript has 2 exons. The annotation marks the transcript as partial. Lineage: Eukaryota; Metazoa; Arthropoda; Merostomata; Xiphosura; Limulidae. The record is from RefSeq and is a predicted model, not a curated record.
AUGGCCAGAAAUCUACAACAGCAGCCCCAACCAGCAGUCAACUAUCAAAGCUGCCCCCAAGCUAGUGGAGGACCAGUAAUAUCUGGUGUUUCUUCGCAACAAGUGAAUUACCCUCCAUAUCCAGUAACACCAGGGUAUCCAGGAUAUGGAGGACCUAGUCCAAUAAGUGGAGGAGGAGGCCCACUUCCUGCUGGUGGAUACUAUCCUUCAGGUGCUCAGGGAUACUAUGGUCCCCCUAAACCUGGAGAAUACCAUGGGUAUCCACCUGUGCCUGCAUAUCCAAACUACAAUAACACUUCCCAGACAGAACAGUUUCAGUUUUAUCCCCCAGUCUCAAGACCCCCAGUAUAUGGGAACCCCCCUCAAAUGGGUAAUUACAUGUGUCCACCUUAUCCUACUGGAUAUUCUGAAUAUUUUCAAAAGCCUGUACCUUUCUCUGUCUCAG